Molecule: messenger RNA, 765 nt
Organism: Microthlaspi erraticum
Lineage: Eukaryota; Viridiplantae; Streptophyta; Magnoliopsida; Brassicales; Brassicaceae
Source: the annotation of a GenBank genome assembly
AUGAGUGCGCAGGAGAAUCACGAUGGCCGGAUCUCUACUCCCGCUCCGUCGGAGCCCAAAGCUCCUCACUCCUCUGACUACGCUCCUUACCCUAAGCUCGACCCUAACGAAGUCACUCCUCCUCCCCCUUCUCAUCCCAUCUCCGGCGAUGCCGCAACCACCAUGCCGCCGGAGUACAAUCCUUACGUUUCUCCCUCUCCUGCCCCUAAGAAUACGAUGGACUCUGUGAAGGACACGCUUGGGAAAUGGCAGAAGAUGGCAUCGGAGGCCACCAAGAAGGCAGAGGAUCUCGCCGGAAACGUUUGGCAACACUUGAAAACAGGCCCGAGUGUAGCGGAUGCUGCUGUUUCUCGAAUUGCUCAGGGGACGAAAAUACUCGCAGAAGGUGGAUAUGAGAAGGUGUUCAAGCAAACGUUUGAUUGCCUUCCCGAUGAGCAGCUUCGCAAGAACUAUGCUUGCUACUUGUCUACCUCUGCUGGUCCUGUCAUGGGAGUUAUGUAUCUCUCGACUCACAAGCUCGCCUUCUGCAGUGACACUCCUCUCACCUAUAAAGAAGGUGACCAGACCAAGUGGAGCUAUUACAAGGUGGUACUUCCGGUGAACCAGCUGAAGGCAGUGAACCCAUCAACAAGCAGAGUGAACACGUCUGAGAAAUACAUACAAGUGAUCUCCGUCGACAACCACGAGUUCUGGUUUAUGGGUUUUGUGACUUAUGAAAGCGCUGUGAAGAGCCUUCAAGAAGCUGUUCAGUCACAUGGUCCAUGA